AUUGCUUUGCUACUUAUUUAAAAAAUACUUAUUAUGAUAGCAGCGGGCCAGAUAUUAUCGGGUUUCUUAUCAUUCAGUUUUAUAUAAAAUACAUUUUCACCUCAUCUGGAUUCUCAGUUGUUUCUAGGCUUUUAAAAAAAUCACUGAAAUGGCCACAUUUACUUAUCGAGGCCUUAUGGCCCCAGUUUUUACUGCUUUUAAUAAGGAUUGGUCAGUCAACACAAAAGUUAUCCCAACCUAUGCCAAAUUUCUAGCUGAUAGAGGAUUAACUUCAGUUUUAGUACAUGGUUCGACAGGAGAAGGCCCUGCCCUAUCUGUUGCAGAACGUAAAACUAUAACAGAAGCUUGGGUAGCAGCAGCCAAAACCACCAAACAACAUGUAAUGAUCCAAGUUGGAGGCUGCCCUCUACCAGACGUACUGGAGCUGGCCAAACAUGCAGAACAAGUCGGCGCUGACUCUAUACUUUGCCUGCCAGAGUUGUACUUUAAAGCGAAUACUGCUCAGGAAUUGAUUGAUUAUUUGAAAAAUGUUGCUGCCGCUGCACCAAAUACACCUUUGUUGUACUAUCAUAUACCAAUGUGGAGUGGAGUGCAUGUUAACAUGGAGCAAUUUCUAAACCUCUCAGUUGGACAAAUUCCAAGCUUCCAUGGCAUUAAAUAUACUUCAAAUGAUUUGUCAGAAGCUUACAAUGCUUUGAAGGCGGCUGAUGGAAGAUAUGCUGUAUUUUUAGGUGCUGACACAUUGGUGCAACCAGCUUUUGCGUUAGGAUUCGACUCGGUUAUAGCAACAGGUCUCAAUUUCCUUCCCGAACAUUUCGUUAAACUUGUUGCAUUAGUGAAAGAAAAUAAAAUUGUAGAAGCCAGGAAUGUCCAAGCAAAAAUCACAGCUGCAGUAAAAGCAGUGUCGAAACAUGGUCAUUGGAUUCCCACCAUGAAAGUGGCAAUGAAUAGUUUCACUUCGGUCGAUGUGGGAUUGGCCAGAGAACCUCUAAAAAAUUUAACCCAAGAACAAGUUAAGCAAAUACAGACAGAAGUGAAACAAUAUGUUUGAUAAACUCCAUGAGUUGUGAUCAAGUUGAAUAAAAAUUUAUUGUUUUUUAUUUUAUUCUUAUUCUUUUUCAAAUUCUAAU
This is a messenger RNA of Ceutorhynchus assimilis (cabbage seed weevil), 1130 nucleotides long. The record is from the annotation of a GenBank genome assembly. NCBI's taxonomy places the organism in Eukaryota, Metazoa, Arthropoda, Insecta, Coleoptera, Curculionidae.